UUCAUGGCCACCAAACCAGAAAGUAGUCUUAAAAGAUGGAUAAGUCCUCAAGUGUCCUACAUGAUUAUUGUCUGUUGUUCGCUCCUUCAGUUACUCUUGUGUGUCAUGUGGAUCUCGACUUCUCCUCCAUUUCAACAAAUGAACACUGAAAGCAAACCUGCAACUAUUGUCAUUGAAUGUAAUGAGAACUCAUCUGUUGCCUUCUGGAGUGUAUUAGGGUAUCUAGGUCUCUUGGCGUCCAUCAGUUUUAUUGUUGCCUUUCUGGUCCGGAGGCUUCCAGAUAACUUCAAUGAGGCCAAGUUUAUCACAUUUAGCAUGCUGGCCUUUCUCAGUGUUUGGGUGUCUUAUGUUCCAGCAUCUCUCAGUUCACAAGGAAAGUAUACAGUAGCCAUGGAAAUCUUUGCAAUCCAGUCAUCAAGUUGGGCCCUUGUGAUCUGUAUGUUUCUACCAAAAUGCUUUAUCAUAUUGUUCCGACCACAAAUGAACACUAAAGAACAUCUUCUAGGUAAAAAACAAAGGUCAAAAAUAGGCUGA
Molecule: messenger RNA, 534 nt
Organism: Bufo bufo (common toad)
Lineage: Eukaryota; Metazoa; Chordata; Amphibia; Anura; Bufonidae
Product: vomeronasal type-2 receptor 26-like
Exons: 1
Biological process (GO): G protein-coupled receptor signaling pathway
Cellular component (GO): membrane
Molecular function (GO): G protein-coupled receptor activity
Source: RefSeq, a predicted model, not a curated record